This is a messenger RNA of Fimicolochytrium jonesii, 885 nucleotides long. RefSeq lists its product as uncharacterized. Gene Ontology annotation, molecular function: transcription coregulator activity. The transcript has 4 exons. Bases 1 to 885 code for a protein of 294 amino acids. NCBI's taxonomy places the organism in Eukaryota, Fungi, Chytridiomycota, Chytridiomycetes, Spizellomycetales, Powellomycetaceae. Gene Ontology annotation, cellular component: nucleus; Z disc. The record is from RefSeq and is a predicted model, not a curated record.
AUGGAGCACGAACGAGGGGCAGGCCAUACAGCCCCGUCUCCCGCCCCAGCACCAGCACCAGCACGAGCCCCGGCAUCCCAGUUGGAAGCCCCGCCGCGCCGCCGGCCCCCAUGUGCCGGCUGCGGGCAGGAGAUCGCACGGUCCCGGGAUGCGUACCGGAUCGAAGCGCUGGGGAAAGUAUACCAUAUCCGCUGCUUCAGGUGCACGGUGUGUGAGGGCGACUUUGACGAGUCGCGGCCGUUUGUGCCGCAUGAUGGACAGGCGUACUGUGAGGAGGAUUAUCAGAGAGUGUUGGAGACGAGGUGUGCUGGAUGCAAUAAGAGCAUCUCUGGGAAGCCUGUCUACGCACUCGGAAAGCCAUGGCAUCAGGAACACCUGAAAUGUUGCGCUUGCCGCAAACCCGUCCGAGGCAAAGUGUUCGAGAGCGAAGGCAGGAUAUACUGCGAAGAAGACUACCAAGCCCUCGUCGCCGAAACCUGCCGCGGCUGCGGCACGCCCGUGCAAGGCGAGACGAUCAACGCGCUCAACUCGACCUACCACAAGGAAUGUUUCGUGUGCACGACGUGCCGACAACCCUUCCAGGGCCGGCGCUUCUACGUGUUUGACAACGACCCCGUGUGUCUGCUGCAUUACCAUGAGCGUAAUAACUCCCUUUGUGGGGGGUGUCAAACUGGAAUCGAAGGCCCCUGCGCAGAUAUACCCGAACUGGGCAAACGCUUCCACCAAGAAUGCUGGUGCUGCGCCCUCUGCCAGGCCUCGCUCAUGGACAGCUACUACUCCUUUGAGGGCCGCGCUUACUGCGAGAAGGAUAUCGCCAAGGUCUACCGCGCGGAAACCCCGGGGCAGAGGGCUAAUAAGCGGCAGACGCUGCUUUUGAAUCUCUAG